This is a messenger RNA of Symbiodinium sp. CCMP2592, 1434 nucleotides long. Lineage: Eukaryota; Dinophyceae; Suessiales; Symbiodiniaceae. The record is from the annotation of a GenBank genome assembly.
AUGCUGCAGCUUCGACUUCGAAAGGCUGCGAAAGCUCUGGUAGUCCUGGCACUGCUACAACAUCUUGGUUGCGUCUUCAUUCCUUUGAGAUUUCGACCAACAUCUUCGGAUACCGGACGAGAGGUGACGCAAGUGCAAAGACCCGUCAUAGCAACCCAGGAGCCACCCGUGGAGACACCCCCCACUAAAGAAGCCGAAGAGGAGAACGUGCCCAGCCUUGUUGAGGUGGAAGAAAGUCUCGAGAUUGCUGCCAACGACUACCUGGUUGACCUCAAGAAGGAGCUGACCAUGGCCUCGCAGCGCCGCAACGAGACGAGCAUGGUCACCAUCCUGAAUCAUUUUGGGCCCAACUCCAGGGACAAGUGGCUGGGCUCGCUGCUACUUCAAGCCUUGAAAGAUAUCCUCCCGGAGCUUUCCGGUGCCGAGCUUGGCUUCUUAGUGAUGUCCAUGGCAUAUUCCGAAAUCCGGGCUGCAUCUGUAUGGCGAAUGCUGGCAGAGGCUGCCAUUGAAGCCGCACUGAUCGAAACACAUCCUCGAUCACUCGCAGAGCUUGCAUUCGGCUUUGCAUGGGUUCAGUGGCAACAGCCGGACCUCUUUGCCGUCCUGCAGGUGGCCAUGGGCUUCUGCAAGGAGAAGGCAAGCGAAGAGCAGAAGCGGGCUUUUGCUUGGUCUUGCAGUCGUGCUCAGCAGCCGUGUACCAGACUGUUCGGCAAGCCCUCUCCAAAAGUGGAUACGAGCGUUGCGUCGAAGUUCUGGAACACUCUUACAGGAAUGUCUAGCGCAAAGUCCAAUGCGAAGACAUUGAUCCUUGACCCUUUGCCAGUGCUGCUCCUGCCGGAGGCCGUGCCCGCCAGGCACUGCGAUGCGCUCGUGCAACUUGCGGACGCGCAAAAGCUCUGGAUGAAUUCGAGUCAGCUCAUCGCCAGCAACGACAGGGCCACUCGUCAAGAGAUUUUGCGCACCUCGCGGACUUCUUCGACAGCCCUCCUUGCCUGGCACGAGUCGCACCCAUCAGUCAGAGCCGUGCGCGAGUGGGCUGCCAGAACGCUGCAAGUCCCGGAGGAUUUCAUUGAGCCCCUGCAGCUGGAGCGAUACACGCCGGGGCAGAAGUUCGGAAAGCACACGGACUGGAUUGGUGAGAAGCACCCUGGACUAUGGGCGUUUGGUCAACGCAUGGCAACACUGCACGUUUACCUGAACACGGUGCCGAAAGGCGCCGGGGGAGAGACUUCCUUUCCGGAGCUGAAAGUGGAGGUCUCUCCACAAAAAGGAUCCGCCAUCUUAUGGCCAAACGUGGAUGCCACAGGCACGCCGGAGAAGAAGGUUCUGCACGAAGCACUCCCUGUGAAUGGCAACCAGGUGAAGUAUGCGAUGAACAUUUGGGUCCGUGGACGAUCGCAGCCCGAUCAGACGUGGAUCAAGUGGCACCGCUGA